Messenger RNA from Hyla sarda, 2890 nucleotides. Its product is annotated as E3 ubiquitin/ISG15 ligase TRIM25-like. The transcript has a single exon. Bases 471 to 1853 code for a protein of 460 amino acids. Gene Ontology annotation, molecular function: protein binding. NCBI's taxonomy places the organism in Eukaryota, Metazoa, Chordata, Amphibia, Anura, Hylidae. The record is from RefSeq and is a predicted model, not a curated record.
UGAGAGGAUUAGAUGUAGAUAUAGAAUCAGUUCCCGGCAUGCUGGGAGUUUUGUUUUGCAACUGCUGGAGUCACCCGGGCUGGGAAACACUGCUCCGGAGGCUGAAAGCCUAUGAACCCUGAUACACUGUAACGAGUCCCGAGUUGGUCAGGAGAAGCUUUCAACUUCAAGGUUGUAAACCCAAACCUUCUGCAUUACGAUAUGGUGUCAGUCUGCACUGUAGUUAUGGGAUUCUGUUCAUGAACCAGGAAGCUCAGGAUACACAGAGCUGCAGGUCCUGCCCAGACAGUGUUUAUUAGCUUCAUGGACGAGUGCCUAACCAUGAAAUUCUGGCCUCCGGGCACCUAAACACCUAUUCUUAUCCAUGAUUCAUAAAAAUUCCUGAAAGCAAGUUUUCACAAAUCUGAUUCCAAUAUCUCGGGUAGAAAUUAAUCGCUACGAGUCAUUUCCAUCACAACGUUCCUUCAACCAUGGAGUCUGCACAUCUCAACGAGGACCUGACCUGCUCCAUCUGCCUGAACAUCUACACCGAACCCGUAACCCUUAGAUGUGGACACAACUUCUGCCGGGAGUGCAUUGACCAUGUGCUGGAGCGGCCUGGACAGUAUCGGUGUCCGGAGUGCAGAGCAGAGUUUGCAGAACGUCCUGCUCUUCAGAGGAACAUUGCUCUGCACAACAUAGCAGAACGAUUCCGCUCCACUUAUCUGGAAGGAGCUGCCACCUCCAGCACUUACUGCAUACAUGGUGCUGUGGUCGCACUUAAAUCCUGCGUCCAUUGUGAAGCCGCUCUGUGUGAGGGACAUCUAAGAGUCCACAGCGAGUCUCCAGAGCACGUCCUGGUGGAACCCAGCUGCUCCUUGGAGGCAAGAAGAUGUCCAACGCAUAAGAUCCCAGAGUAUUGCUUGCAAAAUGCUUCUUGUAUGUGUUUGUCCUGCAGACUAAUAGGAGAACAUGUAGGGGACAAGGUGGUCUCCAUGGGGAAAAUCUCCAACCAAGAAGAGCAAGAGUCCAUCUCUGAUGUCACCCAACAGCCAGGGGUGAAGAAAGACAAGCUGCCUAGGAAGAUGGGUCACCUGGAGGAGGAUCUGGAAAGAAAAGACCACCAAGAUGAUAACAUCUGUAAUACUGGGAACUGUGCAAAGUCCAUAGAUGGUGGAGAUGUGGCUACAAGUGACCCUGAAGAAGUUCCAGUCUGGACUAUGUUAAGAAAGAGGUUUGUAAAUCUUCUCAAUUACCUGGGAAACAUAUGUUUACGUGAAGAAUCCUCUCCAGAGCCAUGCAGAAGGGUCAACAGAGGCUUCCAAGACUUAUUACUAGACAUUGAGGCGGCUGGUGUGUAUGUGGAGAUACUAGAAGGUCUCCGGACUGUCCUCUGGACUGGUGGAAUCCAUAGAUACCCAGAGUCACCGAAGAGAUUCAGGGUCACCCAGGUGUUGAGUGUCGCCAGUUUUGACUCUGGGAAGCAUAAAUGGAAACUGGAGACCAGUAGGUUGGGGAACUGGAGGCUGGGGGUAAGCUACGGCAGCACGGCCAGGAGAGGCUUCCAGUCCAUCAUAGGGAAUAACCAGAAGUCUUGGUGCUUAUUACGAUCCAGGAGUAAAUAUUCCGUGAUCCACAAUGAAAAAGAGAUUCAGUUAAGCCACAAACCAUCCUGUUGUCUGAUCGGGAUUGUCCUGGAUUAUGACGCCGGGCAGUUGUCCUUUUAUGAGCUCGGUAACCCAAUAAGGCAUCUGUGCACCUUCACCGCCAGCUUCACCGAGCCCCUUCAUGCUGCAGUCUGGGUAUAUAAGGCUUGGGUGAGGAUCAGACUUUAUGAUUACAUCCCUAGAGACCCCUCAGCCAGAUCCCAAUAAGGACAUCUGCAAAUACAGAACUGUAUAUACUCCAUACACAUCAGGAGCUGUAAAGGCUCCAACGUGGGAUCCACCAGCCCCUGUGAUGAAGCUCACACUCCAUUGUGGAGUGUCCACAGAUUGUUCUCCUAUUAAUGUACAUUACCGUAGACUGAUGCAUUAGAAAACAUUUCUUUAAAGCUGACCUUUAGAGCAGGUCGUAAGAAGGGGAGCUCCCAAGAAUUUGCUCUAUCAUGUACUACUUAAAGGGGAACAACACCUGGAAGUGCAGAGAUGGAGCUCAUACAAACAUCACGGUUGCAUUUGGACCCCACCUCAGGGCUCUAGUGGUCCUCCCUGGUCUCUGUAGACACCUUUGAGCUCUAGCUGUCCUCCCUGGUCCUCUGUAGACACCUCUGAGCUCUAGCUGUCCUCCCUAGUCCUUUGUAGACAUAUCAGGGCUCUAGUGGUUCUCCCUGGUCCUUUGUAAUCCCUCAGGGCUCUAGUGGUCCUCCCUCGUUCUUUGUAACCCCUCAGGGCUCUAGUGGUCCUCCCUGGUCAUUUGUAAACCCCUCAGGGCUCUAGUGGUUCUCCCUGGUCCUUGGUAGACCCCUCAGGGCUCUAGUGGUUCUCCCUGGUCCUUGGUAGACCCCUCAGGGCUCUAGUGGUUUUCCCUGGUCCUUGGUAAACCCCUCAGGGCUCUAGUGGUUCUCCCUGGUCCUUGGUAGACCCCUCAGGGCUCUAGUGGUUUUCCCUGGUCCUUGGUAGACCCCUCAAGGGCUCUAGUGGUUCUCUCUGCUCAUUGGUAGACCCCUCAAGGCUCGAAUCGUUCCCCCUGGUUCUUUGUAGACCUCUCAGGGCUCUAGCUGUCUUCGUUGGACCUUUGCAGACCCCUCCGCAGAUGCAGCUGCUGCAGUUUGGAUAUUUUUGCUGGAGGCAGGAUUGCUUAUUCAUAGGGUUUGUGUCCUCUGUAUCUAUGGUACCUGUGCCAACUGAAGAUGGUAAAUCGCCCCCUCAGGGCACAUGUCAUUAUGUAUACAAUGCUUGGCUAAAGAAAA